AGCACAUACGGGCUGUCUUGCUGCUUGAUCUCCCCCCAUCACAAUACAUCAACGAUGACUGGAACCCCUAGCAAUCCCAUCGAAAUACGCAGCCCGGCAAUAUGCAGCAUCGAAGAGAAAAAUGAGGCAGAAAUUCGGGAGCACCCGGAUACAGUGAGCAACGAUGCGCAGAUCGGAGUGCAAAAGGCAGAAGCCACGGCGCUUGUCUGGUCCACCAAAGCCUUGUAUGCCAUAUACGCCUGGAUAUGGAUCUGCUUCUUUGUUCUCGCCCUGCAAUCAUCCAUCAGCAGUAAUAUGAUCUACUACGCCUAUGCAGGUUUCUCAUCAGCGCCUCAGAUCUCCCAAGCGUUCAUACUCUCCACCAUCAUCGGCGGAGUCCUCCAAUUGCCCAUCGCAAAGGUCCUCAAUCUCUGGGGCCGUGCCGAGGGCUUCUUAACCUUUCUCGCUGUUCUUAUCCUGGGCAUCGUCGUGAUCGCCUCAUGCAAUGGCCCCAAAGGGUUCGCAGCCGGGUAUACCCUCUACUGGAUCGGAUACAGCAAUGUCAACUUCAUCUUGAGUGUUUUUGUCGCCGAUGCAUCAGGGCUGCGCAAUCGCGCCUUCGCCUACGCAUUCGUGGGCACACCGACCAUCUGUACGGUAUUCGUCGGCCCACGAGCUGCCCAAGCAUUCUAUAUCCAUUCCACCUGGCGAUGGGCCUACGCCUGCUUUGCCAUAAUUAUCUUCUUCAUCUUCGUACCUCUAGCCCUCGUCUUCAAAUUCUACCAACGCAAGGCCGAGAAAAUGGGCAUAUUCAUCCGUAACUCUAGCACCCGUCCUCCCCUCCAAUCACUCAUCUUCUACUUCCACGAAUUCGACCUCAUCGGUGUCUUCCUCCUCAUGGCCGCCUUCGUCCUCGUCCUCCUCCCCUUCAGCCUAACGACCUACGGCUACAGCGGCUACUCCUCCCCGACCUUCAUCGGCAUGAUCAUCCCCGGUAUCCUCCUCUUCCCCAUCUUCGCCACCUGGGAACGCUUCUUCGCUCCCACCCCAUUCAUCAAAUGGCCCUUAUUCAAGAACCGCACCGUGCUCGGCGCCUGCAUCCUCUCCUCCAUCAUCUUCUUCAACUACAACACCUGGGACCAAUACUACUACUACUACAUCCAAGUGGUCUACAACCUCGACACCGCCAAAACAGGAUACAUGACGCAAAUCUACAACGUCGGGUCCACCAUCUGGGCAGUCCUCUUCGGGAUCUGGAUCCGCCAAACCAAACACUUCAAAAACACCUGCUUACUAUUCGGCGCACCUCUAAUGCUUCUUGGCGCAGCCCUCAUGAUCCACUUCCGCGGCAGCGAGAGUCAAAUCGGAUACCUGGUCAUGUGUCAGAUUUUCAUUGCUUUCGGCGGCGGGACGCUCGUCAUCGGGGAUGAAAUGGCGGUCAUGGCUGCCGCGGACAGAGAUAGUAUCCCUAUGAUGAUUGCGAUGAUUAGUUUGUUUGGGAGUGCGGGUGGCGCGAUUGGGUAUGCGGUUGCGGUGGCGAUUUACUCGAAUACGUUCCCACAGGCGCUGCAGCGUACGUUGCCGAGUGACAUGAAGCAGGAGUAUUCGAGGAUUUAUCUGGGUGGGGCGACGGCGCAGUUGGUGUAUCCCCCCGGGUCGGAGACGAGAAGGGCGAUUGAGUAUGCUUGGGGGGUUAGUCAGAAGUAUGAGUGUAUUACGGCUGCGGCGGUGGUGGGCCUGGCGUUUCCGGCUAUUGCGGUGUGGAGGAAUUAUAGUGUUGAUAGGAGGCAGGUUAAGGGGAGGGUUAUUUAG
Messenger RNA from Aspergillus sclerotioniger CBS 115572, 1791 nucleotides. RefSeq names its product siderophore iron transporter. Gene Ontology annotation, biological process: transmembrane transport. The record is from RefSeq and is a predicted model, not a curated record. Gene Ontology annotation, molecular function: transmembrane transporter activity. The transcript has 2 exons. The coding region runs from base 55 to 1791 and encodes 578 amino acids. NCBI's taxonomy places the organism in Eukaryota, Fungi, Ascomycota, Eurotiomycetes, Eurotiales, Aspergillaceae.